AGUUAUUUCAGCCCCCCCCAGCCCCCCGGACACUUCCGACUCGGCGCAUUUGGGAUGAAUGUUAUCUUUGUUUGUUUGUUUUUUCACGGAGUAAUAUGAUAUCCUUUAUUUGUCCCACAUUGGGGACAUUUACAGUCUCGCUCUUCUUGGACCCCCUGCGGAGAUUUUUCAUCAGCGCGGGAGCGGCGAGAUAAAGACCCAAGGCGAAAAUGAAGCCGAGGUGAGCUGCGUUCCUCCUCCUGCUCCUCCUGCUCCUGCUCCUGUUCGACUCUUCGGCCAUUCAAGCGUGUGAAAAGGAAACCGGGCACAAAGCAACAAAAUGUUCAGCGCUGGCCUCAGUCCGCUCGUCUGCGCCGUCUUUCUGCUGCAGCUGCCGGUUUCAUGCCAGCAAGUCCCGUCCAACUGCGUCAUCAAGAGGGACCAGGAGAAAUGCUCCGAGAUGAUGGCCUUGGACCAGAGCGGCGAGGAUUCCCAAUUCGGGUGUCCGUGGAUGUGGGACAACCUGACGUGUUGGCGCCCGGCCAGGGUCGGCGAUGUGGUCCUGGUCAACUGUCCUGAACUCUUCUCGCAGUUCAUGAGCGAAGACGACGACGAGGUGGGCAAGGUCAGUCGCAACUGCACCGAGUUUGGCUGGUCAGAGACGUUUCCUCACUACAUUGACGCUUGCUUCUAUGAAGAAGGCAACAACACUCAUCCGCAGGACAUGUACUACGCGUCGGUGAAGGCCCUCUACACGGUCGGCUACAGUACAUCUUUGGUGACGCUCACCACAGCCAUGAUCAUCUUGUGCAGGUUCAGGAAGCUACGCUGCACCAGGAACUUCAUCCACAUGAACCUGUUUGUGUCGUUCAUCUUGCGAGCUAUUUCCGUCUUCAUCAAAGACGGCGUGCUGUACGCCGAGGAGGACAGCGAGCACUGCUUCGUCCGGACCUUGGAAUGCCGGGCGGUGGUGGUAUUCUUCCAUUACUGCGUCCUCUCCAACUAUUUGUGGCUGUUCAUCGAGGGCCUUUAUCUCUUCACGUUAUUGGUGGAGACCUUCUUCCCCGAGAAGCGAUACUUCUACUGGUACAUCGUCAUCGGCUGGGGAACGCCGACCUUGUGCGUCACCGUCUGGGCGGCGCUGAGGCUGCGUUUUGAUGACAUCGGGUGUUGGGACACCAACGACGACGCCGCCAUCUGGUGGGUGAUCAAGGGGCCCGUGCUGGCUUCCAUUAUGAUCAACUUUGUCCUGUUUAUCGGCAUCAUCGUCAUCCUGGUCCAGAAACUGCAGUCGCCGGAUAUCGGAGGAAAUGAAUCCAGCAUUUACCUGAGGUUGGCGCGCUCCACUCUGCUGCUCAUUCCUCUCUUUGGGAUCCACUACACCGUGUUCGCCUUCUCUCCCGAGAACGUUAGCAAGAGGGAGCGUCUGGUAUUCGAGCUCGGCUUGGGAUCCUUUCAGGGCUUCGUGGUGGCCGUCCUCUACUGCUUCCUGAACGGAGAGGUGCAAUCGGAGAUCAAGAGGAAAUGGCGCAGCUGGACGGUGAACAGGUACUUUGCUGCGGACAUGAAGCAGCGGCACCCUUCGCUCGCCAGCAGCGGAGCCAACGGGGGCACGCAGCUGUCCAUCCUCAGCAAGAGCAGCUCGCAGAUACGCAUGUCCGGUCCGCAGGCCGAGACCCCCGUCACCUGAGCCGCCGCGCGGCCCCCGACGACCCUUUGGUCAGUCC
Hippocampus zosterae (dwarf seahorse) is the source of this 1706-nucleotide messenger RNA. RefSeq names its product pituitary adenylate cyclase-activating polypeptide type I receptor-like. NCBI's taxonomy places the organism in Eukaryota, Metazoa, Chordata, Actinopteri, Syngnathiformes, Syngnathidae. The coding region runs from base 320 to 1669 and encodes 449 amino acids. Gene Ontology annotation, cellular component: neuron projection; plasma membrane. The record is from RefSeq and is a predicted model, not a curated record. The transcript has 14 exons. Gene Ontology annotation, biological process: adenylate cyclase-modulating G protein-coupled receptor signaling pathway; cell surface receptor signaling pathway. Gene Ontology annotation, molecular function: G protein-coupled peptide receptor activity; vasoactive intestinal polypeptide receptor activity; peptide hormone binding.